CAGUCGGGAUCGUCGGUGUGAUGUGGCGGUGUCGGCACGCGACAGAAGUGCGGCGCCCGCGACGCCCCCGCUUCCCCCACGGGUGUGCGCGGCGCGUCGCCCGCCGCCGAUUCCCGCUUCUCUCGCGCGCGCACGAUUAGAGCGCGGCGCCCAGCGAGAGUCGGCACGCGGUCGACACUCGCCAGUCGGCAGGCAGACGCGAACAGGAGCGGCAGGAGCACACGAGAGACGCAGCGGCUGCAUAACACACGACGGAGUCGCCUUCCGAAGACGAGCACGCGUCGAGUGACGAUCUCGCGACGCUCUACUACCGCCACCUCGCACGCACACACCGGCGCCUCGUACGCACUCUCGCCGGGGGCGAUGUUGCGAUGACCGCCAAGACCGGCAAGCACCAUAGACACGUCGAACCACGUCGCGCCAACAAACCCCUCAUGGAGAAGAGACGCCGCGCCCGCAUCAACCAGAGCCUCGCCGCGCUGAAGACGCUCAUCCUCGACACCGCCAAAGCAGACAACACCAAACACUCCAAGCUUGAAAAAGCUGAUAUACUCGAGCUGACCGUGAGACACUUCCAGCGCCAUCGCAGCUUAGACACCGUCGGCGUGCAUCAUUACCGCGCUGGUUACGCUGAUUGCGUCAAAGAAGUCCAAAGAUAUCUGGAGACACCGGAUGCGCAGACGAUGAUGGUCAUGGAAAGCGGUGUACGCCAAAGACUUUUACGCCACUUGGAGAAUUGCAUCUCGGAAGUGGAUACUGACCUUAAGCAGGCUGCGCACUUGGCACCACGCGCACCUUCGGCUGUUGAAGAACGUCUACAACUUCCUGCUGAUUCCAGCACACCGCAUCAUGAAGAAGUUAAUAACAACGCGCAUCUUGCUGGUUUAACUGGAGGACUUGGUAGUUUACCAAUACCAUUGGAGGGAUUGGUCCCACCGACAGAGUUACCAUCGAAAAUGGUCAAAACCUACGACGGGAAUUUUGUUUUUGUGCUACCAUCGCACUAUCUGCAAUUAGCGACUGCGCUUGGUAUCAACCUGCGGCCGCAGCCGAUGGAGGACGUACCGCUGCACGCUUUAGCGAGUUGUUCGCCACCGCUGGCGGAAAAACCACUCGACUAUAGCCGACUGCCACUUCCGACGCGCCAUAGCGUGGAGGUGGUGGAUGAGGUGAACAUCGAUGUCGACGAGCACGAGCCGACACCGCAGGCAGCGAGACAGCGAGACGACAGUGGUCACUCGAGCAGUGGGCACUCCAAUCACCGCGACGAUGAUCAGGAGAGCAUGUGGCGGCCUUGGUAAUACCACAGACAAUGAACGCGCGUACCAUUACCAAAGCCGGGAAUCAUACCAAAAAAUAAUUAUAGGGUUCUAUCUUUUAUGUACAUACGUAUUGUAUAUAGCUGUGGAUAUUUCACGAUCAACUUGCAUUCGUAGUUUGCGUCGUGCUGCAUUCGGAUUCUGAUUGUAUUAUAUUAUUACUAGCAUGUUAUUACUUAUUGCUCUGUACAUAUAAAUUUGAUCUCAAGUUUUAAUAAAAAUAUAAAUACUAAA
Molecule: messenger RNA, 1553 nt
Organism: Dalotia coriaria
Lineage: Eukaryota; Metazoa; Arthropoda; Insecta; Coleoptera; Staphylinidae
Product: transcription factor HES-1-like
Exons: 1
Coding region: 372-1301 (309 amino acids)
Biological process (GO): regulation of transcription by RNA polymerase II; regulation of neurogenesis; anterior/posterior pattern specification
Cellular component (GO): nucleus
Molecular function (GO): RNA polymerase II cis-regulatory region sequence-specific DNA binding; protein dimerization activity; DNA-binding transcription factor activity, RNA polymerase II-specific
Source: RefSeq, a predicted model, not a curated record